This is a messenger RNA of Mauremys reevesii (Reeves's turtle), 2151 nucleotides long. Its product is annotated as maestro heat-like repeat-containing protein family member 2A. The transcript has 14 exons. The record is from RefSeq and is a predicted model, not a curated record. Lineage: Eukaryota; Metazoa; Chordata; Testudines; Geoemydidae. Bases 393 to 1427 code for a protein of 344 amino acids. Gene Ontology annotation, cellular component: cytoplasm.
ACUCUGCUGGGUACCAGGCCCUGCACAGAGAACUGCUAAGAACAAGGAUUGACGAGGCAGCAGGCAUCCGGCCAUGAACUCUUGCUAAGUGUCCCUGGAGUGAUGUGAAUGGGAGAGGCCAGGAUGUGCCUUUUGAGUCUUGCCAGGGCUCCUGGAGAAUCCUCCGAAUUGUCCCCCGACUGGUGUAGCCCCAUGACUGAUGGGUGCUUCCUCUUCUUGCAGGCUCUGUACAACACCUAUUCCCAGAGCCUGGACAUCCUGCUCAGGGGCCUGCUGACGGAGACCCCCACCAUGGAGAAGCUGCAGCACCUCCUGGAGGUGUGCCCCAUCAGAUCUCCAACCUCCUGCGGCUGGCAGAUGGGGGAGGCCACAAGGACAUCGUGGCAGGCAUCAUGCAGGCAGCCAGGGUCCAGCCAGCUGCUGUGGCCUCCCGCCUAGUCCAGAUCCUCCAGCAGGAUGAGGUGUCUGUCGGGCAGAAGGUGGCGGCAUACGAGGACCUCAGGACCGUGCCGCUGGAGCAGGGGAUGGAGGCAGGACUUAUCGGCAGCCUCAUUGCUGUGGCCUCCCAGCAGAUGAGGGCGGCUCCAGAGGAGGCCUCGAGCGAGCUCCAGGCGGCUGCCAGUGAUACCUUGGCCGCCCUCGCUGGCAGCUACUUCGGGCCGGUGAUGCGGGAGCUCCAGAAACACCUGAGGCCCUUUGUGCUGCCAGCGGAGUUCACCCUCCUCACCCUGGGCAAGGCCAUGGUGGCCAGCGUGUACAGGUGCGUCCCUUUCCUGGGCAUCACCCUGACCACCAUGCAGACCGUGAUGCGAGGGAUAGAUGACAGCAGGAGACGAGGGGCCUUCUGCACCGCCCUGGAGUGCACGUGUGGGGCAAUCAGCACUUACCUGAGGAGCUGGGAGAGGAGCACCUAUCCACAAAUCACGCUCCAGCGCUUCUCUGCACACCUGCUCCCCACGUACCGGUACCUCCUCAGCGCCUGGCUGCCCAGCGAGGACACAGAGGUCAGACUGGCUGUCCUCAAGGCCCUGGGGCCAGUGCUGAGCAUCCUGCUGCCCAGGAAGGAUCUGCAAAACCAGAUCUAUGGGGACAUCCCCCUGCUCCUGGCUCUGUACGGGAAGAACAUCGAGGCCUUUUACAUCACCAAGGUUCUGGGACAGAUCUUGCAGGCCUCUUCCUCCAAGAACCCGAUCCCAGAGGUGUAUGUGGCGGCCUUCUCCCACAUGCUGAGCGACCAGGUCACUUCCAAAGCUCAGCGGCCCUAUCAGCUCUGCAGGAGAACCACACAGAGAUUCCCACGUCUUCCUGCAACUCGUUCCGGGGCUGGCCAGCCAGAAACACCUGUGCAUCAAAUCAGUGAAAUCAGUUCUUACCGACGGGAGUCCCAAGGGGGACAUCACAGCCUACAUCAUGGUCCAACUAUUUAACAUCAGGGUCUUGGGCCAGGUGCCGGACGCCCUGCAGGGGCUGUGCUCCGUGGGGCAGCCUUGAAGACCCCCCCCCCCGUUCGCAUGACCAGCUCCCACCCUCUGCCACAGCCUCGCUGCAGGCCCUCCAGCCACCCGCUCCACAGCAUUGCCUCCUUCUCCUCCUGAUCUUCCCCAACCUCUCCGAUUUCAACUACAUGGCUUCGACCUUUGCGUGGAUAUGGACUUUGGCUCGUACUUCCGACCACCCGGCUUUGACCUCUGGCAUGGACAUGAACCCUGGCUCCGGUUCUGCCUGCAAUACGGGGAAUGAUGGCUACUCUGGGACAAGUUUAUUUGGUGUAAUUUACCCCCUUUGGACUAAAGAAUUCUGAAGUAACACCUCGCUCCAAAGGUUGGGGUGAGGGACUAGGCCUAACACUCCCACUCGGGGAUCUGGGGAACCCCCUGGCUCCAGCUGCAUAGAUACGAGGAGGGGCUCUGGCCUGGGGUCUGCACAAGCUGGGACUAGAAGAGCCCAGUGGUCCCUUCUGGCCUAACGUCUGUGACUGUGGGGAGCGGAAGGUCCUGUGACGGUACCUCCCAUAAGUCUUUAUGGAAAUAGGACAUAACUGGAAUAUGUUUUGUGCUGCCUGUGCCAUGUAACAUAUCUCUGUAAAGGUUAUGGUCUACUAUAUCUAGUCAUCCUAUUUGGACACAUCUAUCAUUUUGUACUUGAGGUUAA